Closterium sp. Naga37s-1 is the source of this 8364-nucleotide messenger RNA. The record is from the annotation of a GenBank genome assembly. Lineage: Eukaryota; Viridiplantae; Streptophyta; Zygnematophyceae; Desmidiales; Closteriaceae.
AUGGAAGGUUCAGGGGAUUCGGAGACUAAAGGGGAAGGUCGGGUGGCGAGGGACGGGGGGACGCAGGAGAAUGGGAUUGCAGCGAUCCGAAUGCCUAGCGCGGAGCUUGAACACGCGGGGAUAGGGGAGCUGCGCGCGCAUGAAGGGGUGGCUGAAGAGCCAGGAGGGGACGCGGGAGCCGCGGAAACGUCACUUGCGGAAGCAGGGGAUGCGGAAAUGUUAAGAGCACGGGAAGCGGAAGCGCCACGCGCGGAGGCAGGGGAAGUGGAAGCACCACAAGCGGAAGCAGGGAAUUCAGAGAUACGAAAGGCGGAAGCAGGGGAAGCGGAAACAUCACAGGCGAAAGCAGGGGGAGCGGAAACACCACAGGCGGAAGCAGGGGAAAGGGCGGGCGGCACUGGUGCUGACGUGGCUGUUCCUGGUGCUGAAACUGCUGCUGCUGUUGUGGGUGUGGCUGCUGCUUGUCCUGAAGAUGCUGCUGCUGCUGAAGGUGCUGACGUGGUUAAGGCUGUGGCAACCGAUGCUUGUCAAACGUCAAUCACAGCAGCAGGUGUAAGUGUAGAAUUCCAAGGAGGCAGUGAUUUAGGUGUAGCAGUUGACGAGUCUGUAGUUGUUGACGCGGAUCAUACUGUAACGUGUAUUCCGGAUUCUGCUGUGAUUGUAGGUCUAGAAGAGAGCAAUUCGGUAACGGUAGGUGUAGAGGAGAGUGUAACGGUUGGAAAGAGUGAUGCUGUAGAUGUAGCAGCAGGCGGGGACGUGGUUACCACAGGUAACGAGCCUGUUAUAUUUGUUACAGGUGCGGCAGUAGGUGUAGCAACAGGAGCGGCUGUAGCAACAGAAGAGGCUGAUUCUGUGGAUGUAGCAGCUUCCAACCCUGCAGCCUCCAACCCUGUAGCUUCCAACCCUGCAGCCUCCAACCCUGCAGCUUCCAACCCUGCAGCUUCCGACUCUGCACCCAUUAUCGCUCUAGAGGAUGCUGCUGGCUCCGCUGCUGCUGCUGCUGCUGCUGCUGCUGCUGCUGCUGCGGCGUUUGCUCGUUCACCUAGGGGGGAAUCCGAGCUCACCGCUUUCGGUCCUUCUCAGAUGAUGGCAUUGUCUGAGGCCGAACCUGCGAGUCCGAACCUUACACCUAGGCUCGGGGUGCCCAGGCUCGUGCUUCCCAGGGUCGGAUCUGGAGCAGGAAGGAGUGUGGCCGAGGGGCAAAGGGCGGACGAGGCGCGUUUAGCAGCAGAGGAACGGGGAGAGAGGGGAGUGAGAGAAGCAGAGAAGUUGGAUGGGAGGGAGAGGAGGGAGAUUGAGGGGUUGGGGGGUCUUAGUCCGAGCUCCUUCGCUUCUACCCCUGGUGUACAGUCACGCGGCGUACAGUCACAUCCCACGGACUCCCCCUCUCCUCAGCCCCGUGUUCCUCAUUCACACACUCACCCCUCGAUCCGCUCUUUUGCUCCCCCAGACUCUCCUUUUGGGGAAUCCCCAACUCCGUCCUCUGAACCGCUCGUGCCGCACUCACACCCGCACCCGUCGCAUCCCCCUUUCCUGCAGCCAGACUCGCCCUCCUCCCCCCAACCGCCCGUGCCACAUUCGCACACUCACCCGUCGCGCGCACACCCGUCGCGCGCACACCCCGAAUCCCUGCAGUCCCAAUCUCACCACCCCCAAUCCGUGCACUCUCAAUCCCUGCAGUCCCAAUCCCAUCACACCCAAGCCUCUCGUUCCCAGUCGUCUCAUUCACUACCAGAUGCCGCUGUUCCCGCCUCCUCCCCCCCUCCUGAUACCGCCACUCCUAGAAGCCCCCCUUCCGUCUCCCCCGUCCCCCCAAGCCGCCACUCCACCCCUUCCUCUCGUCACCCCCGUUACAAUCCCUCUCUGGACCCCGCUCCCCCGCGCCCGCACUCCCCCGUUAUAGGAACGUUCUCCUGGGGCGCGACUUAUAGCGGGUUUCGCCCCCCAAUUGCGCCCUCUAGGUCCGCGCGCACCCCCCCGUCCGCGCUGGGGGGGGGAGAUGCGGGGAGAGGAGGAGAGGGGGGAAGAGGCGAGGGUAGAAGGUCAGGUUCUAAGGGAGGGGUUAGUCUGAGCGAUAGGAUCAGGGGGAAGAAAGAAGCAAGAAGAGGGGGAGGAGCAGGAGAUAGGGACCCGGCAGGUGAAGGGGAUGAGGAAAUUGAAGGGGAAACCCGCGCACAAGCCCCGUAUUUAUCAAUUCCCGGGGAGGAUGGCGAGGAGGGGAAUCCACCCUGGAAAUCAGGCGCGGCCGAACCUGAGCUCACGCCCCGGUCCAACUCCCUCCCAAACGCCUGCUCCCCGUUCUCCCUGCUCCUCCCUUCGGAUAUCAACAGCCCGAAAUGGGCCGGCAGAGGAACCGGCAGCGGCAGAGGGCUGGGGAGUGGGUUAGGAGGAGUUGGGAGCGGUAGCAGCAGGCAGAGCGGCCAAAGCCAGUCUAGAUACAGCCGGGGGCAGGGGCAAGCUCAGGGGGACGAACUUCUUGGGGUUGGGGAUAGCCCGGCCUGCUACAGCCCGGGCGGCAGCACCCGCCGCCCUGCUACAGCCGGGGGGUCUGUAGCAGGGACGCCUGUGGCGGGUACCCCCACUGCCCGCACGCCCACGUUUGGGAGGAGGCUGAGGAGGCAGAGGGGGCCGUCUUUUGGCGGGUCUUCAGAGCUGCUAGGGCUUAUGGGGAAAGGGGCGAUCAAGAAGGGGCUUGCUGCGGGUUUGAAGAGUGUGCAGAGGUGGAGAGAAGGGGGGAGUGGAACGGGGAGUGAUGUGGAGUGGGAGGGGGAGGGGGGGUGGGGUGGGGAGGGUUUUGAUUCGCCGAGAACGGGGGAGAGUGGAAAAGGGGGAGGGGGGGAGGGAGGAGAGGCGGGGACUGGUGGUGCUGCGGGUGCUCUUGCUGCUGGCGGUAGCGGGAGCAGCAGGUCAGGUAGGAGGUCCCUUCUGUCGAGCUUUCUAUCAGACUCAUCAGACAAAGACAAGGACAGGGAGAGGCCUGGGUCCGCGUCUAAGAGGAGUCGUCUCCGAAGCAGCAGCUUCGGCUCGUUACCCUCCCCCGGGGGUGCUGGUGCGGGCGCAGGCUCGGGUGGUGGUUCGGGUGCGGGUGGCGGUGCUUCGGGUGGUGGUGCUGCCGGUGGUGGUGUGAGCAGAAGCAGCUUUGGUUCUAGUUGCGACGGGGAGGAGGACGGGGAGGAUUCAGAAGACUUGGUACAGGAGGGAAAGCUAUGGGAGCAGCUAGAGGAGAAAUACCAGGAGCCUCUCUCUGCUGAAGCUGCUGCCGCUGCCGCUGCAGCAGCCGCCGCUUCUGCUGCCUCUCCUGGCGCUGCUGCUGGUGGUUUCGGUGGUGCUACCCCUAAUGCACCGUCCCCAAGUGGCGCCUCCCCCUCUCUCGCUAUGGCUCUCACCCGAAGCAUGUCUCUGUCCCGCAAUAAAGCCCUUUCCAGAGGUAUGUCUAUGGCUGCCAGUCGUAGCAGCAGCAGGGAGGCGGCGGAUGAAGGGGAGACGGGUAGCGGCAGUGGGGGGAGAGACGGCGAAGGGGAGAAGCUGGGGGGGAGUGGUAGGCAGGGGCGGGCGGCUGGGCGGGCGGCUUUGCCUAGGCCGAAAAAGAAAAGGUGGAUGAGGAGGGAUGUGAUAAAGGAGGAGACGAAGGAGGAGAUUGAGGAGGAGAGGGAGGAGACGGAGGAGAAGCAGCAGGGUGGGUUUGUGGAGGCAGGAGAGGGGCAGGGGGCGGAAAAGGAGGGUGUACAGGUAGGGAGCGGGGAUGCUGAGGAGGAGAGGAGGAAUGAGGAGGUGAGGAGGAUUCUGCGUAGCUUGGCAGGUGGGGAGGGAGGAGGAGCAGAAGGAGGAGGGGGAGGAGGAGUGGGAGGGGGAGGAGGGGAGGAAGAGGAGGAGAAACGGCCUUCUCUAGCUGUGAUGUUUCAGCGGUCUAUAAGCCUGAGGCUUGCACCCGGGGAGAGGCUAGGAGGGGGAGGGGGAGGAGGAGUAGGAGGAGGUGGAGGGAGACGGGAUGGUGGCGGGGAGAAGUUAGGGGUUAUGGAUGCUUUUAGAAGGCAGGUCACGCUGAGAAGCAGGCCUGAACGGGUUGAGGAAGAGGAAGCCGGUGGAGAGCGGUUGGGAGGGAUGGAGCUGAGAAAGCAGGUGACGUGGAGAGGGGACGGGAGGAGAGGCGAGGGGAGGAAGGGAGUGUUAGGGUUCAGGAGUCUUGCUGCUGCGGUUGCGGCUCUGGUGGGGGUGGGAGGGCGUGAGGUGAAACACGGGAGUGGGGAGGGACAGGGGGAGGAGGGUAAGGGGAGUGGGGAGGGUAGGGCCGGGGAGGGUCAGGGAGAGGAGAGUGAGGGUGAGGAGGGGCGGAAGGAUGGGGAGGAGAGUAGUGAUGAUGGGGAGAGGGAGACAGUGGGGGAGGAGGAAGGAAAGGAAGGGGAGAGAGGGGAGGAAGUGAAGGGGGAAGGGGUCAAGGAGGAUGGAAAUGAGGAAGGUAAGAUGGACGAGGGUGCUGGUGCUGGUGCUGGUGCUGGUGCUGGUGCUGGUGCUGGUGCUGGUGCUGGUGCUGGUGGGGUGGGGGAUUUGGGAGGAGGAGAAAGAAAGUCAGAAGUUUUAAUUGAAGUGACGCGAGAGGGGGCAGCAAGGCAGGAACUUACUCCCACUCUCACUCCCUCACUCACUCCCACAAUCACUCCCUCACUCACUCCCACACUCACUCCCACACUCACUCCAACACGCACCCCCAGCAGUAGUGCCAGGUUGACUGGCGUUGACUCAGCCACACUUGCCCAUGAAUCCGGUGUUGAGUCAGCUCAGGCGUUGACUGGCGUUGACUUGGCCACACUUGCCCAUGAGUCUGGUAUUGAGUCAACUAAGGCGUUGACUGGCGUUGACUCGGCUACUCUUGACCAUGGUUCUGAUGGUUCCCCUCUAGGGCCAUCCAGAAGGGGAAGUUUCCACCAGCUUUCUCCAAAAGAAGGCUCACCAUUGGUGGAUAGUCAGGAAACGAGCUUUCAGCCAGAAGAGCAGCGGCAGGAGAAGCAACAGCAGCAGCAGCAGCAGCAGCAGCAGCAGCAGCAGCAGCAGCAGCAGCAGCAGCAGCAGGAGCAGGAGCAGGGGCAGGGGCAGGGGCAGGAACAGCAGCAGCAGGAGAAGCAGGAAGAGGGAAAAUCGGAGAAUCAGCCCCAAACGGAGGAGAAUCAACAGCAGCAGCGGGGUGGCGGGGAGGGAUCGGAGGGGAAGCAGCAGGCUUCAGGGAGGGCACAGAGGCUGCUGGUAAGGCACCACUCUCUAAGCAACAAGGCACUAGACGCUGCGAAUCAGAGUAUGGGUGUGGAUUUGGGUUUGACAGGGCGUGAUGAUGCUGCUGCUGCCACCAGCAGCAGCAGCAAUACCCCUGCGAACAACAGUGGCAGCGGUGCUGGUGGGUUUGGUGGCAACCUGCCUUUGCUACGGACGAGUACAGAGAGAAUCGUUCGGUCGACCCGCAGUUUGGCUGUUAAGAAGUAUUUAUCCCCGUCUUCCUCGCUGGUUCGACGGGCAGGAGCAGCAGGGGGGGCAGAGGGAGCAGCAGAGAGAGCAGGGGCGGGAGCGGGGGGAGGGGAGGGAUCGGGAGGAGAGGUGGGUGGGACGGGAGAGGAGGGUGAGUGUGAGGGUGGUGUGGGGGGGGUGGUUAGGGCGCGGCCUGGGGGGGGCGCGGCAGGAGUGUCGUUUUACUCGUUUGACCGGCAUCGAAUGGGGUUGGCUGCGAUGGAAGCGAAGAAGAGGGGGUGGAGAGGGGCGGAGAGGAUUGGGGCGGAUAGAUUAAGGGUGGAUGGAGGGGGGGGGGCUGAGGUAUGGGGAGCGGAGGAAGGGGCGGAAACGUGGAGAGUGGAGGGAGGGGCGGAGGUGUGGGGGGUAGGAGCAGAGGCGAGUGAAAGAGGUGAGAGGUGGGUCGGAGAAACGGAGUAUACGCAACCGCAUGAGAGGUGGGUGGGGCCUGAGGAUGGGUAUGAGGGUGAAAGGCAGGACUUGGGGACUCAGACUUUGGAUUAUGGGGAGGUUCAUGCAGAGCAGUAUGAGGAGCAGUAUGGGGAGGGAUAUGGAGAGCAGUAUGGGGAGCAGUAUGGGGAGCAGUAUGGGGAGCGAUAUGGAGAGCAGGAGCAGUAUCAGGUGCAGUAUGAGGGGCAGUAUCAGGAGCAGUAUCAGGAGAAUUAUCAGGAGAAUUUUCAGGAGAAUUACCAGGUGGAUUAUCAGGAGCAGGAGCAGUAUCAGGAGUAUCAUGAGGAGCAGUAUGAGGAGCAGGUGUAUUUUGAGGGGCAGAGGAGGCAGGUUCGACAAGGGCUUGAGCAGGAGUAUGUGGAGAGGGGGGUGUACGGGCAGGAACAGCAGUUUCAGGGGCAGCAAUUCGGGCAGGAACAACAGUUUGAUGGGCAGCAAUUCGGGCAGGAGCAGCCGUUUGAGGAGGGGGAGUUCGGGCAGCAGCAGCCUUUUGACGGGCAGCAGUACGGGCAGGAGUAUGAAGAGUUGGGGUAUGGGGAGGGACAGUCGGAGCAGCAGCAGCAGCAGCGUCAGUGGCAGCAGCAGCAGCGCCAGUGGCAGCGAGAGAAGGAGAAGGGGAAGGGGAAAGCAGCGUUAGAUGAGUGGGAGUUUGUGCUGCAGAGAAGCGGAACUAAGAGCCCCAUGGGGGGUAGUAUGCAGGUAGAGCUUCGCCCUGAUGAGGAGGAAAUGCGCGAGAGUCAGUUUCGAGACAAGCAGUUGCGAGAAAGGCAGUUUCGCGAGGGGCAGUUUGCUGCUAGUUCUCAUGGGAGUGAGAGGAGUGUGGGUGGAGAGUCGGAUUAUGAGAGGGCGGAAGAUUAUGAGAGGGCAUCAGAGUAUGAAAGAGGAUCGGAAUAUGGGGCAUCGGAGUAUGAAAGGGCAUCUGAGUAUGAUAGGGAAGGUUAUUUCGAGCAUGAGGGAGAGGAGAGGGAGGAAGCGGAGAGAGGUGCGAGGGUAUAUGAGGAGAGAGAGGAGAGAGAGGAGGGGGAAGAGAGGGAUGAGUUUGUGGAUGACGAGGAGUUUCAAGAAUUGAUCGAUGGCAGUGCUGCUGGUGGUGGUGCUGGUGGUGGUGCUGGUGCUGGUGCUGGUGCUGGUGGUGCUGGUGCUGGUGCUGGUGCUGGUGCUGGUGCUGGUGCUGGUGCUGGUGCUGGUGCUGGUGCUGGUGGUGCUGGUGGUGGUGGUGGUGGUGAGGGGAUGAGAGAUGAAAGACAGCUAUUACAACCCCCACACCAACAGCUACACUCCCCACACGAAUUGCCUCACUCCCCACACCAACUGCCACACUCCCCCCAGCAGCAACAACACUCUCCUCACCAGCAUCAGCACUCCCCCCACACCCAUUCCUCCUCUCGCUCCCCAUCCUCGCACCGUAGUCACUCACUCUCCCCAAGUCCCCAUGCCAGCUCGGCCCGUGCUUACCGAGCCAGUUUAGGCCCGGCCAACACCAUACCUGGGAUGCAGGUCCGGGAGGUGUUCAGGUCCGAUUCGGUGAGCACUUCGGAAGACGAGGAGGAAGGGGAGGGGAGGGAGGUGGGGGGGGCUAGGGGAAGGAGUGGUGAGAGGGAACCUAGGGGACAGAGUGGGGAGGGUAAGCGAGGGAGCGGAAUUUUCAGCGAUGGAUAUAGUAGUGACUCCAAGGGCCACUCCGAUCAUGAAAGGCAGCAGCAGCAGCAGCAGCUUAUGACGAACCAGCAGCAACAACAGCAGCAGCAGCCGCAGCAGCAGCAGCAGCAGCAGCAGCAGCAGCAGCAGCAGCAGCAGCGGCAGGCGCAGCGGCUUCCCGUUCGUCGCAGCCAAACAGAGAUGAAGCGGCCCUUGCUGCUGCCCCGCCCUGCUCCCCCUGGGAAGGGCCUUGCUGCCGCUUCUACUGCUGGUUCGGCCGUUGGCUCUGCGGCCGGCGGUCCCCAGGCGUUUCAGCGCAGCUUUACGGAUCGAAGGCGGCCCGUCCCUCCUCCUUACGCCGCUGCUCCCGCUCCCGCUCCCGCUGGUGGUGCUGUUCCCCGCGUUUCUGCACGAGAGUGGCUGACAGGAGAAGCAGCAGCAGCAGCAGUAGCAGCAGCAGCGGUAUCAGCGCCCACGGCAGCAGGCAAUACAGCAGGCCAGCUUUCGCACCCCAGUGCUCCCCGUGAUUCCAACACGCCCAGUCCUUUGAGUGGCCCCUUAGCCCCCCGUGCUCCGCGGCAGUUCCAGCGCAGCUUGACCGACCGAAGGCGGGCGCCCCCUGCCUUCGUUCCUGCUCCUCCUCCUGCUGCUGCUGGUUUCUCCCCUAAAGACUGGGUAGCAGGAGGAGGAGGAGGAGCAGCAGCAGCAGCAGCACCCCACCACCCGCACCCCAGUGCUCCGCAUGCCGCCCGUGCGGCCAGUGCUCCCAGGCAGACUGGAUAG